Messenger RNA from Pseudophryne corroboree (corroboree frog), 2217 nucleotides. It is a transcript of the gene R3HDM4, whose product is annotated as R3H domain containing 4. The transcript has 8 exons. Lineage: Eukaryota; Metazoa; Chordata; Amphibia; Anura; Myobatrachidae. Gene Ontology annotation, molecular function: nucleic acid binding. The record is from RefSeq and is a predicted model, not a curated record. The coding region runs from base 100 to 882 and encodes 260 amino acids.
GACGUCACUGGCUUGACAACAGGGACGCGCCCUUCGUGACGUAACUUCCGUCGGGACCGGCCGAGGUGUCCCCGCCACUGCUGCCAGCAAAACGCCGGGAUGGUGAACAACUGGAACCCCGGGCACGUCGUUGAGGGGGAGACCGAGAGCCCUCCUCGGUUAAUUGAGGAUUGCCUCUCCCCUUUGCCAACUACUCCAUCUAAGAAGACCUCUGCCACUAAACGCAAGCAGUACUAUAUAAAUCGUGCCAUCCGCAAUUCUGACCUGACGCCACGAGCCAAAGGACGCAAGAGUCUUCGUCGGCUGGAAAACAAUCGCUAUCUGCUGAGUUUGCUGGAGAGGGAUGAGUGUGUGUCUGAGGAGGGGGAGGCCUACCUAUGCGCUUCUCCCAGCAUAUUUACUGAAGCCUGUAAUAAUGAGACCUAUAUUAAGAUAUGGAAUGAUUUUAUGAAUCGUACUGGAGAAGAACAGGAGAAAGUGCUUCUUUAUCUGGAGCAAGAAGUGAAGGGACCUAGAGAGAGGGGUAGUAAGUCCAAAGAUAAGAGGACAGAGCAUCCCGCUUACACCGCUGAGGAGUGUUACCAGAGGAUUAGCCGCAGCCUGCGUUGCACUCUUAAAAGACGGCAGAUUCCAAUGGGUACCCUGGAGUGCUUGGAAGAGGAGAUGAUGUCCUUUUUCUCAGUCAGCCCUGAGUCUGUGUACAUUGCAAUGAUGGAAAACAGUUACCAGCGCCUCCUGUUGCACGCUGUGUGCCAGUACAUGGAUCUGGCCUCUGCCAGUUCCAACUCCCAUGGCAAACGUCUGAUGCGUGUGGUGAACAGGAAUGGCGAUUUCUGCCCACCAGAACUGCUCCUCUCCUCUUACCUCCAGAUGCGCUUCUGACCCUUGAUGAGACUUAAUGCAGGAAUUUAUCCAAUAGCAUGUUAAGUCUCUAUCUGCCAACAUCCCUGUUCUCUGUUGCUCUGCACAUUGUGUUAUUGCUUUACUGUGAUCUUUUAGUCUUGACUAUUAAUGCUUUAAGGUUAAUAAUGUUUAUGCAUUUUCUGCAUUAGGGUUGAUCUGUUCUAUACCAGUUGCAGGGUCCUGGCAGAGAGUUUACUUCUCCCAUCAGUUAUAUUGCAUCUGGUAGCGCACAGCUGAUCAAUAAUAUUUUGCAGAGUGAUAAAUGGCAGAUGAUCCAAAUUAUGGGCGAUAGUCAGUACUUGCCAGCACCAGUAGAUGGCGCCCAAGGGGCUAUUCAAGUGUUGCUUUGUUCGGGCACCCUGUUGUCGCCGGCAUUUCAGCUCACACCCUACCUCCUACACAGGGGGUGGGGAGCUGAAAUGAGCGAAAAAUUACCUGUUUGAUCGCUCAAACAGAACUUUUCGUAUCACGCCCAUUCGUUUGGUAAAGAAACAAUAGAAUAGAAUAUCUCCCCCAAAACCCCAGUCCCGAUCUCCCAUCAGUUUUAGGUGGGAGAUAGGGAGCGAUACACAAUUAAAUAUCACCCUAAGAGUGUGUUAUGUAUAAUUGUACAUAUAUGUGUUUGUAUAGCUGGCCACACAAGCAGGCCAACAGUGUCUCAAAGCCAAACUAUAUAAUGUGACUGAGACAUUCGGGGGCAGUGAAACCUUGCAGUCGCCUGGUAUAUUUUAGAGGUUUAUACAUUUUCAGGGUACACAUCCAUACAAUUAAAUGGGUGUCUACUUUUAGACAACACCUUCUGGAGAAGAAAAAAAUCUCUCCUCUUUUAGGAGCCCACCUGUAACAGCCACAAUCCAGCCUUGAGCUGGAUUGUGUGGCAGAUCUCUUACUUGCCCUAUUUGAUGUAAGCAAGGGUGCAUUUUAGUGAUUCGGAAUUGUCCAUUUUUUUAAUGCCUUCUACUUCUCUGUGUGCAAAAUGAAUAUCUGACACUUGAGCACAAGGAAAAAUUGGUGCUAUUCUUUAAGAAAUGAACUAGGGCAACAAUGUUGUGUAUGCCCUUUUAACCUUACCACAUUGUGGUAGCUUAGACCAUACUUCUUAUGUUAUAAUGGUGUCUUAUUACAGGGUAUAAAAUGGUACAAGCAUAAGGAUUGUCACUGUGCUAUCAGGUUGUCUGAGUCAUUACAUGACAUUGGGAAUUUACUUCCUGUGAUGAAGAUUGCAUGUAAACAGCUGUGGUGCUCAUUAAUGUGUACAUGUGGAGUGAGAACUAGUGUACAAUGUCACCUCUGUAAUAAAAGGAUACCUCACAA